Messenger RNA from Neoarthrinium moseri, 1074 nucleotides. RefSeq lists its product as uncharacterized. Lineage: Eukaryota; Fungi; Ascomycota; Sordariomycetes; Amphisphaeriales; Apiosporaceae. The record is from RefSeq and is a predicted model, not a curated record. The coding region runs from base 1 to 1074 and encodes 357 amino acids. Gene Ontology annotation, biological process: cytoplasmic translation. Gene Ontology annotation, molecular function: rRNA binding; structural constituent of ribosome. The transcript is spliced from 5 exons. Gene Ontology annotation, cellular component: cytosolic large ribosomal subunit; ribosome.
AUGCCGCGCCUCACCAACUACACGGUAACAUCUCGGGACUCGGGAGGGCCAACGUCAAUGAUGUCGCCGUCGCUCAAGGCAGUAUAUCCAGCGUGUGAUGGACGUAUCACGGACGUGGCCCACGGCGAACCACCAAAGGAUGCUUUCCCGCGAGAAGCAGACUGUGAAGUGACCGCAGCUGCCGCCGUCGUCCCGCAGCUGGCCGCCAUUCACCGGGCCCAGCCUUCCCCUUCCUUCCCCCUUCUGUGGCUUUCACUCCCCGUCUCCUGUGGCUCGUGCCAGAAGAACAGCCCCCGCCCCACAACGCCCCCGCCUCAAAAAUUCGGCCCAUUGGUCGGCUGUUUUUUCUGGGUCUCAGAGGCCCCAGAGGCCCCGAAAACCCUACGCACAAUUUCGCAGCUCGCUCCCGGCCAAAAUUUGAGAUUCGGUCAAAGCCGUGGAACCUCGAAAAAAGUUCGACCUCAUCACCACCGCAUCGCCAAUCAGCCAGGUCGACAUCCCCAGCCCAUUUCCCCCACCCGAGGAAAUACCGUCAAGAUGCGUUACAUUCACAGCGAGGAGACCUUGGAGGUGCCUGAGGGCGUCUCCGUCCAGAUCAAGGCCCGCAAGGUCACCGUCACUGGUCCCCGAGGCAAGCUCACCAAGGACCUGAGCCACUUGGCCGUCAACUUCUCCCACCCCAAGAAGAACGUCAUUGGCAUUGAGAUCCACCACGGUGCCCGCAAGAACGUCGCUGCCCUCCGUACCGUCCGCACCCUCAUCAACAACCUGAUCGUCGGUGUCACCAAGGGCUUCAAGUACAAGAUGCGCUACGUCUACGCCCAUUUCCCCAUCAACGUCAACAUCGACAAGAACUCCGAGACCGACCAGUACGAGGUCGAGAUCCGUAACUUCAUUGGCGAGAAGCUGGUCCGCAGAGUCGUCAUGCGCCACGGCGUCGACGUCAAGGUCUCGUCCGCCCAGAAGGAUGAGCUGAUCCUCGAGGGUAACUCGCUGGAGGAUGUCUCGCAAAGUGCCGCCGAUAUCCAGCAGAUCUGCAAGGUGCGCAACAAGGAUAUCCGUAAGGUCAGUUAG